AUGAGCUUCUUCGCUCUACGCAACUAUCUUGACUCUAUGAGAGUGAAGGGGGCUGGAUUUUUUGGCAGAAAGGGCUGGGGAUCCUUGGAAAAGUGGAAAUACGAACGAUAUAACAUGGCGUCAAACAUCAAAGACCCCAUCGGUCGCACCCAGAUUCAAUUCCGACUUGUCUUGAAGGAUUCACCAUUAGAUUUCGCGCAUGAACAAAUAAUCUGUCAAGUUACGAAGGAGAAGCAAGUUCUCUACGACAUAACUUGGGAUCCCAAGGGCGGAUUAAGGUUCGAUAAGAAGCUUGUACCCAAUAGUACAGCACAAGUUGGCGAGUGUUCAUUCAACUCUGAUACUAUACGCUUCUUAGUGAAUCCUUUAUCAUCUGGCUCGUCCUUUCCUGGGUUCGAGGAACUUUCUGGGGAAAUAGAACGCAAGACCCAGAGAAAAAUUACUACUUUCUCCGUAUCGAAAGGCAUAAGGAAACUAACUUGGGUCAUGGAUGAGAAUUUUGAAAAGGAAAUGAAGUUAAAAGAGACAGAUACUCGUGGUGGGCAAAAAGAGCCCAGGAACACGGCAACUCUCAACCCAGCGGAUGAGAAAAUCGGAAGGUUUACUGUCUAUCGGUUGGAUCUCGACGAUGGGUACGACAAAACAGAGCAACUGAUUAUUCUUAUGGGUUUGAUGGCUGCAUAUGUUACCCCGCUUCGUUUCAAUAAGAAGCAGAAUACCAUUAGCUCUAUGUUUGGCUACCUUUCCAAGCCGGGCAUGAAAAAGGAACAAACAGAGAAAGUGCCGUAUAAAAAACGGAAGUGGUAUAACCGGCUUUGA
Molecule: messenger RNA, 819 nt
Organism: Penicillium macrosclerotiorum
Lineage: Eukaryota; Fungi; Ascomycota; Eurotiomycetes; Eurotiales; Aspergillaceae
Exons: 1
Coding region: 1-819 (272 amino acids)
Source: RefSeq, a predicted model, not a curated record